UUGCAUAUUUCCAACAUCCGAAGUUGACAAUUUGUCACCUGUGGGUCAAACGUAUAGUGUUUCAAAGUUCAAAAGGUCACUACAAUGUUCGCAGACACGGAGAAACCCGCAAAGUGCAAACCGAUCGAUGAGAUCUGACAUCGAUGUUUGCGGCUGAACAGCGAUGCUGGAUUUGUUUUGAAUUGACAUUUUCUAUCCAAUAGAUUGGUUUUCUUUGUGUGUGUGUGUGUGUGUUUUUUUUUUUUUUAACGAUGUUAGUACCCCGGUCAUUUCAAGUUGAAAUUAUGGAAGAAAGUACCCAACCCAGAAAAAGUGGCACUUUCUUCCAUUUAAAAAAAAAAAAAAAUUCGUGACGUAACGUGUAAUUUCUUCAAAGCUGAACGGCAACUUACUUGGAUGACUCCGAAAAAAAAAAAACGUCAUACAAAAUCUAUUUUGCCAAUUAUGACGAGUUGCUUUUGGACAAGCCCAACAAGCUCCUUGAUAUUUGUGUUUGUGUGAUUCACACAAUGUGAACGUCACGCGUCGCGACGAGCGGGUGGUGGCCGCGGCCGGCCGGCCCGCCCGACCAUUCGCCCGACCGUUCGCCCGACCGUUCGCUACGACGACUGGGAGAAGACUCAACAACCGUGUUAGUAUGACUUCCGCCAGGAGAGUGUCCAAGGAGCUGGAGGAAAUCCGCAAAUCGGGCUUCCGAGAAUUCCGCGACAUCCAAGUGGACGAAUCCAACCUUUUAAGCUGGCAGGGUCUCAUCGUGCCUGAAAGCCCCCCUUACGACAAAGGAGCCUUUCGGGUGGAGAUUAACUUCCCGACCGAGUACCCCUUCAAGCCCCCCAGGAUCACCUUCAGGACCAAAAUCUACCAUCCCAACGUGGACGAGAAGGGUCACGUGUGCUUGGCCAUAAUCAGCCUGGAGAACUGGAAGCCCGCCACCAGGACCUCCCAAGUCAUCCAGUGUCUGAUCUCGCUGGUCAACGCGCCGCAGCCCGAACGUCCCCUGCGGGCCGAGCUGGCCAACGAGUACAGGGAAGACCGGGCGCAGUUCAUGAGGAACGCCGAGGAGUUCACCAGGAAGCACGGCGAGACCCGACCCGAGGACUGACUGCCGGAAACCUCCCCCCUCUCGUGGCUUUUCUGCCCCGACUCGGCGGGGCCGCGGCCGUGCGUGGUGUGCCGACGACGGUGUCCAAAACUGUUUUUGGCAAAACAUGCCGAUCCCUGCCUAUGCCGAUUCUUGUUUUUCUGAAACCUGCCUAGAAACAAGUAAUUAUACAAAUGUGAGUGAGACUUUGUUGAGCAUCAAUGAUUGUGUCCCACAAAUUCUGCCUCGCAACUAGUGACUCGUCCAUAGUGUGACUUUUUUCAAUUUGCCCAAGUAACGUUACCAUUGUUAGCGUGAAUGAGUGUGUCCCACAAAUUAUUUUCCCAUUGUGUGGGAAUGAAUGAUCCCACAU
Molecule: messenger RNA, 1454 nt
Organism: Syngnathus acus (greater pipefish)
Lineage: Eukaryota; Metazoa; Chordata; Actinopteri; Syngnathiformes; Syngnathidae
Gene: ube2l3a
Product: ubiquitin-conjugating enzyme E2L 3a
Exons: 4
Coding region: 638-1102 (154 amino acids)
Source: RefSeq, a predicted model, not a curated record